Messenger RNA from Oncorhynchus mykiss (rainbow trout), 2502 nucleotides. It is a transcript of the gene angpt4, whose product is annotated as angiopoietin 4. Lineage: Eukaryota; Metazoa; Chordata; Actinopteri; Salmoniformes; Salmonidae. The record is from RefSeq and is a predicted model, not a curated record.
CUCGACCCACUGGAGUGGGAUGGGAGGAAAGCAUUUCUCUCUUUUUUUGGACAUUGAAGAUUGAGAGUCAUUUGGAGCUGCUCCCUCACUUUUUGUUCUCUCUCUGUCUCUCUCCCCCUCCCUCUCUCUUUCUCUGUGGCUAUUUAGGGGUCAAUGUUUGUGUCUGUUCACUUACGUAGCACUGGGGCCAGGGAAAGUUUAGAGGAAACAGGGACCUGCGGGGAGAAAAUCAGGACUUUAUCAAGAAUAAUAAGAACCAAAGCACAGACAAAAUACAUCUAAAUUAAGAAGAAGAGAACACAAGGGCUUCCUCUCCUUUUUCUGCUUGGAACCAUGUGCAUCCAUACCUCAAGUGAGUGAGUGAAGUGGGGGGGAGGGGGCACUUUUAUCACAACACCUCGACACAGGUGCUACUACCUGGGCAUUAAGGUGUGGGGAGCACCAUGAGGAAAAUCCUGUUGGGUUGGGGGCUGAUGCUGACGGCUGGGGUAAUGGGGGCUAGCGUAGUGGGUGCUAGUGGAGGAGGUGGUAGAGGGCAGAGGCGCAGAGGAGAAAAGCGCAGGGGGCUCCAUCGUGUCCAGCACGGCCACUGCAGCUACACCUUCAUCCUACCAGAGAUGGAGCGCUGUCAGGCCAGCCCGGUCCAAUACGGCAGCACCAACAUGGUUCAAAGGGACAAACCACCCCCUGCAGAGAGUGACUGGUCUGCACAGAAAUUGCAGCACCUGGAGACGGCCAUGGAGAACAACACGCAGUGGCUGCAGAAGCUAGAAAAGUAUAUCCAGGAAAACAUCAAGAUGGAGAUGGUGCAUAUUCAAGACCAUCCAGUACACAACCAGACUGCUACCAUGCUGGAAAUCGGAACUAACCUGUUGACUCAGACUGCAGAACAGACCCACAAGUUAAACGUUGUCGAGGCUAAGGUUAUGAACCAGACAUCAAGAAUUGAGAUCAAGUUGUUGGAGAACUCAUUAUCUACAAACAAACUGGAGAAGGAAUUAUUGGUACAGACUUCUAAAAUUACUAAACUGCAAGACAAGAACAGUCAUUUGGAGAACAAGGUGCAGGUGUUGGAGUCACAGCAGCGGGACGAGCUGGAGGACAUGAGGGAGGAGAAGAAUAGGCUACAAGGACUGGUGAGGACCCAGACGACAGCCAUCGAGGCUCUAGAGAGGCAGCUGAGGGUGGCCAGCACCAACAACUCAGCCCUGCAAAGGCAGCAUCAGCAGCUCAUGGAGUCGGUCCACACGCUCAUCAACAUGGUGUCUACCGGUACAGGGAUAUUGCUGAGAGACCAGAGGUUUUGUGAUUGUGCAGAAGCCUAUAAAGCAGGACACAACAUCAGUGGAGUCUACUACAUAUACAUCAGUAACAUGACAGAACCCACCCAGGUGUUUUGUGACAUGGAGACUAGUGGUGGAGGCUGGACAUUGGUCCAGCGCAGGGUCAACGGCAGUGUGGACUUCCAGAGAACAUGGAAGGAAUACAAAAUGGGUUUUGGGGACCCUGCGGGAGAGCACUGGCUUGGGAAUGAGCUGGCGUUUCAAAUGACCAGUCAGACCCAGUAUGCCCUGAGAGUGGAGCUGAGAGACUGGGAGGGGAACACACCCUACUCCCACUACGACAAGUUCCAACUGGCCAGUGAGAAACAACAAUACAGGCUGUUCCUGUGGGGCUACAGUGGAACAGCAGGAGAGCAGAGCAGCCUGGUAUCGCAUGGCACCAGCUUCAGCACCCGCGACGCCGAUAACGACAACUGCCUGUGCAAGUGUGCCCUCAUGCUGACUGGGGGUUGGUGGUUUGACGCUUGUGGCUUGUCCAACCUCAACGGCAUUUACUACACCGUGGGCCACAACAUCCGCAAGCUGAACGGCAUAAAGUGGCAUCACUUUCGGGGACCGAGUUAUUCACUUAGUUCGACAGCCAUGAUGAUCCGACCAUCCGACUUCUAAGACCGGACAGUCAUUUGGAGAGGGGAAGGGCUGUGAAUGGGAAAGGGACAGUCAUUUGGAGAGGGGAAGGGCUGUGAAUGGGAAAGGGACAGUCAUUUGGAGAGGGGAAGGGCUGUGAAUGAGAAAGGGACAGUCCGGACAGUCAUUUGGAGAGGGGAAUGGCUGUGAAUGGGAAAGGGACAGUCAUUUGGAGAGGGGAAGGGCUGUGAAUGGGAAAGGGACAGUCAUUUGGAGAGGGGAAGGGCUGUGAAUGGGAAAGGGACAGUCAUUUGGAGAGGGGAAAGGCUGUGAAUGGGAAAGGGACAGUCAUUUGGAGAGGGGAAGGGCUAUGAAUGGGAAAGGGACAUACAUUUCUUUGCCUCAUUGUCUCCAGGACAAAGGCAGGUGUAAAUUUAAGUUUUUAAUAGCAAACAAUCAAUCAGUCACUGGAUGACUGGGUGUCAUUUAGUACAUGCGAAAACAUUGGGAGUCAGCAGAAGAGACCAGACUGAUAGUCUUCGUCACUUGGCACCUUUAUGCAGUGUAGAUCUGGCCUCAGCUCUUUUUAAUA